This is a messenger RNA of Caenorhabditis angaria, 1172 nucleotides long. Lineage: Eukaryota; Metazoa; Nematoda; Chromadorea; Rhabditida; Rhabditidae. The record is from the annotation of a GenBank genome assembly.
AUGUCAAUUCAUAGUGAGUUUUGGGAUCAGGGCUUCUUGAUUGGAGUUUUGGGAACAGGCUGGGUUCGGUCGGACAAUAUCAGCAGGAAAUCAAUCAAUUCGUUUUCCAGAACGAUCUCGAAAUAACAACGCGAGUUCCAAAACUGUCAAUGACAAUGAAGCUAUGACAACUGGAGAAAAGAAGGCGAUGAAGAAGUGCAUCGUCAAAUUUGUUGCAAGAGUCCUUGAAAAAGGUCCAACUGGAUUGCGUGCCGAAUUCCAGAGCAUGAAGAGAUCGAAUGAUUUCGAGAAAAUGAAGGCGUUCAAAGAAGCUCAGGAAGCCGGAAAGAAUCGCUAUAAGGAUGUGGGAUGUUUGGACAAUUCACGUGUCAAGUUGGGAAGCCCUUGGCCUCAUGAAUACAUCCAUGGAAACUAUGUUUCAACACCGCUCAACCCGAAGCGUUUCAUCUGCACUCAAGCACCGCUGGAGAAGACUUGCGCUGAUUUUUGGUUCAUGUGCCUUCAGGAACAUGUUGAAACCAUCUUCAUGCUCUGCAAUUUUAUGGAGAAAGGCACCAAAAAAUGCCACGAAUAUUUUCCAACGAAGGACAAGCCGGAGACUUUGACAUUUGAAGAAGGCAGCCAUAAGAUCACAGUGCGCUUCGAAUCGUCAAGAGUCGUCAAAUUCAAGGGGAGAGAUAUCAAGGCGAAAGUUGUUGAGACGAUAUUAUCGGUUGAAGGACCAAAUGAUAUGUCAGUCAAAACAACUCACUAUCAUUGGAUCGAUUGGCCUGAUCGUGGAGUUCCGCCAGCUGAUUUGGCCAUCAUUGAUCUUCUUGCGAAAGCGAGAGUUUCAAAGUGAGUUUUUCCCUAUGUCUUACUAGAAGUUAACAAAAAAAUUUUGCAGAGGUCCAAUCGCUGUCCACUGCUCUGCUGGAAUCGGAAGAACUGGAAGCGUUGUGAUGAUCGAAUAUGUCAUGGAGCAAAUCUUGGGCAAUCAACCGAUUGAGGACACCGACAAGAUUCUCCUAAAGAUUCGUGAACAACGCAACAACUCGGUCCAAACUGAUCAUCAAUAUUUGUUUGUCCACCAAGUUUUGAUGAAUUAUUUCCGUCAAAGAAAACUUUUGGACGCAAAUGUUGAAGGUCAUCACGACGACUUCACCAAGACCUAUUUGAAGAUGGUCAUCUAG